CCUAUGAAGAAAACAAGGAGAUAAACUUUGUCAUAAAAAAAGGGAAUAAAAAAAAAAAAAAAAUCCCCUAUAUACAUAUAUACAGAAGGGGAGGGUGGGGGGAUCGGUCUGGCAACAGGAUGGUUUGACACAGAGACCUGUAUGGACCAUGAAGGAACUGCUGCUUCACAAUUAACAGGCAAAAAAGGAGACGUUUCCCGAGACAAUCCCUGAGAAAAGGACGAAGGAAUCGCCGGGAGAGACGGAGGAUGGGGUUCCAACCGAUGAAUCAACUGAAAGGCAUGAGUUUAUCCCUGGUUUUGCUACCUGUACUAUUCAUAGUGAUUGUUGUGGGGGCACAAAAAGCUUGUCCAAAGAACUGCCGGUGUGAUGGGAAGAUUGUGUACUGUGAGUCCCAUGCCUUCAGAGACAUCCCGCAGAAUAUUUCAGGUGGCUCACAGGGAUUGUCUUUACGUUACAACAGCAUCCAAAAGUUGAAGUCGAACCAGUUCUCUGGCCUUAACCAGCUGGUCUGGCUUUACCUUGACCACAACUAUAUUAGCUCGGUGGAUGAGGAUGCCUUCCAGGGUAUCAGAAGGCUGAAGGAGCUUAUUUUGAGUUCUAACAAAAUUACCAAUCUAGCCAAUGCCACUUUCCACCCUGUCCCUAACCUCAGAAAUUUGGAUCUAUCCUACAACAAGCUUCAGGUGCUCCAAUCUGAGCAGUUCAAGGGUCUUCGUAAGCUUCUGAGUUUGCAUCUACGGUCCAACUCUCUGAAAACUGUGCCAGUUAGGGUAUUUCAGGACUGCCGCAACAUGGAAUUCUUGGAUGUGGGUUACAACCGGCUCAGGAGUUUGUCUCGCAAUGCCUUUGCUGGUCUCCUGAAGCUGAAGGAGCUCCACCUGGAGCAUAACCAGUUCUCUAAGGUGAACUUUGCUCACUUUCCUCGUCUAUCCAACUUGCAUUCUCUAUAUCUGCAGUGGAAUAGGAUCAGGUCCAUUAGCCAAGGAUUAACUUGGACUUGGAGUGCCCUGCACAACCUUGACCUGUCAGGAAAUGACAUACAGAACAUUGAACCUGGGACCUUCCAAUGUCUCCCCAAUCUACAAAAGCUCAAUCUGGAUUCCAACAAGCUCACCAAUGUCACCCAGGAAACCAUAAAUGCUUGGAUAUCUCUGACCUCUAUAACACUGUCUGGAAACAUGUGGGAAUGCAGCAAAACCAUUUGCCCGCUGGUUUUCUGGCUUAAAAACUUUAAGGGCAACAAAGAGAGCAUCAUGAUCUGCGCUGGCCCUAAACAUAUCCAAGGUGAGAAGGUUAUUGAUGCCGUGGAAACAUACAAUAUCUGCAGUGAAACCCCUGUGUUGGUGACCGAAAGAGCUUAUCAAACAACCAAAGCUCCCCCAAAACCACAAUUUGUACCCAAGCCUACAGUGUACAAGUUGGUGAGUGUAUCUCCAACUUCAUACACACCAAGCCCUUCUCCUGGCCUUCAGACACCCAUGGCAGAACAAGAAUACGAGCAUGUUUCCUUCCAUAAAAUCAUAGCCGGGAGCGUGGCACUUUUCCUGUCUGUGGCUAUGAUCUUAUUAGUCAUCUAUGUAUCAUGGAAAAGGUAUCCAGCCAGCAUGAAGCAACUGCAGCAAAGCUCCAUGAUGAAGAGAAGGCGGAAAAAGGCCAGAGAGUCCGAAAGACAAAUAAACUCUCCAUUACAGGAGUACUACGUGGACUACAAACCUUCCAACACAGAACCCAUGGAUGUAUUGGUUAAUGGAUCAGGACCCUGUACAUAUACAAUCUCUGGCUCCCGGGAAUGUGAGUUAUCUCAUCCCAGAGAUCUACACGCCGUGUCUACACUGGCCCUAGGACACCGGUCACCAGGAGGCUGCACCACCACUACAAGAGAUCCAUCCAAUAAAUAUGGUGAACCUCUGAAAUUCAAGUACUCGAGGCCAGGUACAGUCAGGUCUCCACAGUGCAAGCCUCCCUUUGCUGACCCAAACCUUGAGCUGAGCUGAGACCACAUGCCUAGGAGAUUCCACGGCACAUCAAGACUCUACCAUACUACAGCUAUGACCAGCCCAUGGUCGGAUAUUGCCAGACACACAAGACACUCCUUGUAAAUAAGGGCUAUGAUGGGACAUCUCGAGAGCAAAGAGAAACCACCAACCUAGAGCUUAGUAGGGACCAGAGCUACAUCUCCACCAUAGCUCGCUCAGCAGCACCUGCCAUAUACAUUGAGAGGAUUCCAAACCAAUAACAUCAGGAGUCUUGUUCCUGGAUUGUGCAUCUUGGGAGAGGAAGAAUCGGUGGACAAACACACAGUAACAGAUUACAGUUGUUUGGAGUACCCUGGAGAAAGAAGUUGUGUGCUUGUAUUAUCAAUAAAUAACGCAAAACUAAAAACACUGAGCACGGAAUAGACUUCUGUUUGCAGGGCCAUGGAACAUUCAUGGAUGAACUAGGAACAGCAUGGGGUUUAUUCUGGCUUUAAAGUAUUAUCCUAAGCCCCACUGGUGUAAAAAAAAGAAAACAUAAUUAAAGUUAAUAAAAUAAAAAAAAAAUAAAAAAAAUAAAGUAACACUGGAUCCACGCAAAGGAUUUCUUAACCAGUUUUGGAUCCACUUCCGUUAAAUACGGGAGAAAUAUCUGCUUGUACAUUUGGUUUCUUUUUUUCUACACGUUGCAUGGUUCCAAUACAGAUGAACCAAAAUGGGGAGACUUUGGGGAUUUCGGGGUAGGGAAUGCUUCUUGUUUCAUGUCGAAUAACCCAGUGGAUCUCUUUGAACUGUGUUUCUUUCCUGUUUUCCUGUUAGAAAGGUUUGCUUUUGAUCAGACUACCAACCACAGGGGACAGCGUUGGGAGGAGACCAGCCUCAGCCACUCUGGUGGUUAGAAUCACGGAAAAAAAGAUGUGCAGUGGGAAGCCGUCAUCUGGCCCCUUCAUACAUUCAGACAUAUAAGGAUUAUCAUUCCCAUAUUGGUUUAUUUGGAUUUUAUUGACAAGGUUAAAUCACAAGAGUAUAAUUUUUUUUUAAAUACUAUUAUGAUCAGUUAUAGCUUUUUGUGUAGUUUUUAUCAAUAAAAAAUCUGAAAAACA
Hyla sarda is the source of this 3079-nucleotide messenger RNA. It is a transcript of the gene LRRTM4, whose product is annotated as leucine rich repeat transmembrane neuronal 4. The record is from RefSeq and is a predicted model, not a curated record. NCBI's taxonomy places the organism in Eukaryota, Metazoa, Chordata, Amphibia, Anura, Hylidae. Gene Ontology annotation, cellular component: plasma membrane. The transcript is spliced from 5 exons. Bases 249 to 1997 code for a protein of 582 amino acids. Gene Ontology annotation, molecular function: protein binding.